CUCGUAAAAUCAGCUGACUGAUACAGCUAGCUAGGUUAGGGUGGAAGAUGCCGCCCCGUCCAAAGAAGAAGGUGAAAUCCUUCAAAGUCCCUCCAUUUUACUACAUCCCUACCAUAAUCGGUGGCAUGAGCCUCAUCACGGUGGUGGCUCUGUCUCCGGACCUGAUACCCGUACGGAAGACUGUGGUACCUGGGAAAGUUCCUUCACUUCAUGGCCUACGACCUCCACACUCUCUCCUUCGUUAUUUGCUGUGCAGCUUGGAUAGCCCAUGUGGGUGAAGCAGCCUAUGCUUACUCCAUCUGCAGAAAGCUACAUCUCACAAACGGUGAUACUUUUAAAUGGACGGUGCAAACGUUUGUUCUUGGCUUCCCCUCUCUCGGACUUCUCAAAGCAAAACUGAACCACACCCAACGAUAACAACGAUGAUCGAUGAGUCGAAUUAUAAAUAGUACUUUUUCCAACAAACAUAGAAUUACA
Molecule: messenger RNA, 477 nt
Organism: Geodia barretti
Lineage: Eukaryota; Metazoa; Porifera; Demospongiae; Tetractinellida; Geodiidae
Source: the annotation of a GenBank genome assembly